Molecule: messenger RNA, 408 nt
Organism: Zychaea mexicana
Lineage: Eukaryota; Fungi; Mucoromycota; Mucoromycetes; Mucorales; Lichtheimiaceae
Exons: 1
Coding region: 134-373 (79 amino acids)
Source: RefSeq, a predicted model, not a curated record
UACAAUUUAUACACAUGCACACAUCACACACGAUCUCGUUGGCGCACACAAGGGGGGUUUCGUAUUUACGCACACCACACAUGUUUACACAUUCUCCACCCAGGCUUCCCCAUUUCACGCAAAUGCGAGAAACAUGGUAAAAAAACAAAAAAAAAAAAAGAUCACAAAAAGAUUUUUUGCCGCCAUUUUCUUUUUUGCUUUAUAUCUUUUUUUUCUUUUCUUUUUCCAAACCAAGAAAAGAGAAAGAAAAGAGAAAGCGUGUUUUUGGGCAGAAGAAAUUAGGCAUUGGGCUCACUUUUGUGAGAUUUGGCGUCUUUUUUUUUCUUUUUCUUUCUUUCUUUCUUUUUCUCUCUGUGCGUUUCCUCUCAAAUGAAAGAGGGUUAUUGUUAACUUGCUUUCUCUGGAUUG